Molecule: messenger RNA, 939 nt
Organism: Emiliania huxleyi CCMP1516
Lineage: Eukaryota; Haptophyta; Isochrysidales; Noelaerhabdaceae
Exons: 2
Coding region: 1-939 (312 amino acids)
Cellular component (GO): membrane
Molecular function (GO): lipase activity
Source: RefSeq, a predicted model, not a curated record
AUGUUUAACGCAUCCUCCCUUCGGCUUGGUCGCUGGGGCUCGAUGACCGACCCCGGCUGGGCGGCCGAGAUGAGCAAGCUCACCGUCGGCCUGACUGUGCUGCUCGUGGCCUAUGCGGUGGCGCACAAGCAGCGCCUUAAACGGCGAACAAAAAAAGCUGCCUCCGUGGACCCUGACAAACUGUGGCCAAAGGUCCCGGGCAUGGAGCGCGGCUCCGUGCUCACCGAGCAGGGUGUGCGCCUGGCGACUUUCCGAUUUGACGCGCAGCACCCGAAAGCGGCCGCGAUUCUGGUGCAUGGCGUUGGCGUAUCCUGCCGCUUUGAGUUUCUGCGCACGACGUGCGACGGCGGACUGCGGGACCGAUACGAGGACUCUGCGCUUGACAUCAUGCGUAGGGCGGGCAUCAGCAUCCUGGGGUACGACCACCAGUCUCACGGCUCUAGUGAGAGCCUCGAGCCCGGCGUUCGCUGCUACAUUGACCAGUUCGACGACCUGUGCCGCGAUCUGCUCCUCGUGCACGAGACCUUUUGCGCCUCUCUCCCCGCGGGAACCCCCGUCUUUUGGGUCGGCAUCUCCAUGGGCGGCGGCGUCGCGGUGCGAGCUGCGCAGAUGCUCGCCACGUCACGGCCCCCGCGGGGGCUGGUGCUCCUCGCCCCAAUGAUAUCCCUCACCGCCAUCCGCGAUGAGUACUUCUGCCGGUGGCUCGGCCUCCGCAACGGCCACCUCGUGCCGCUGAUGCACUCGCUCUCGCGCCUGGUGCCGAGGCUGCCCAUCGUGGCUCGUGCAAAGAGCGCGGUGCACCCUCACAUGGAGGCGGAGCUGCAGGCUGACCCGCUGAACUGGACGCGAUCAUUCCCUGCGCUGCGGCAAGACCGCUCCUCGCCCGCGCGCUCUCCAUACGAGCCUCCCCUUCCACACACUGGGCUCCUGUCGCUCUAA